Messenger RNA from Bubalus bubalis (water buffalo), 1264 nucleotides. Its product is annotated as keratin-associated protein 4-11-like. The transcript has a single exon. Gene Ontology annotation, cellular component: keratin filament. The record is from RefSeq and is a predicted model, not a curated record. The coding region runs from base 91 to 849 and encodes 252 amino acids. NCBI's taxonomy places the organism in Eukaryota, Metazoa, Chordata, Mammalia, Artiodactyla, Bovidae.
GGUAUAAAGGGGGCUGUGGGCUGAGAAGACUCUCAGACUCAAGAAGCUCACUUCCCUGGAAAUUCACCCAGACCUCCACCUUUUGACACCAUGGUCAGCUCCUGUUGUGGCUCCGUCUGCUCUGACCAGAGCUGUGGUCGAAGUCUCUGCCUGGAGACCUGCUGCCGCCCCAGCUGCUGCCAGACCACCUGCUGCAGGACCACCUGCUGCCGCCCCAGCUGUGGUGUGUCCAGCUGCUGCCGCCCGGUCUGCUGCCAGCCCACCUGCCCUCGCCCCACCUGCUGCAUCUCUAGCUGCUAUCGCCCCUCCUGCUGUGUUUCCAGCUGUGGUUCCAGCUGCUGCAGGCCUACCUGCUGCAUCUCCAGCUGCUGCAGGCGCCAGUGCUGCCAGCCCACCUGCUCUCACCCCACCUGCUGCAUCUCUAGCUGCUCCCACCCCUCCUGCUGUGGGUCCAGCUGUGGGUCCAGCUGCUGCAGGCCCACCUGCUGCAUCUCCAGCUGCUACCGCCCCUCCUGCUGUGGGUCCAGCUGUGGGUCCAGCUGCUGCAGGCCUACCUGCUGCAUCGCCAGCUGCUACCGCCCCUCCUGCUGUGCAUCCAGCUGUGGGUCCAGCUGCUGCAGGCCUACCUGCUGCAUCUCCAGCUGCUGCAGGCCCCGGUGCUGCCAGCCUGUGUGCUGCCAGCCCACCUGCUCCCGCAUCUCCAGCUGCUGCCGCCCCUCUUGCUGUGGCUCCGCCUGCUGCCUGCGCCCAGUGUGUGGCCGGGUCUCCUGCCACACCACUUGCUAUCGCCCCACCUGUGUCAUCUCCACCUGCCCCCGCCCCGUGUGCUGUCCCUCCUCUUGCUGCUGAAUCUCUGCUUUGAACAUACUGCUUCCUCAUUUCCUCCCUCCCCACAGUUGCAGAGCUUCUUUUUAAAAUGUGGAGGAUUCAAGAGAACUGGUCCCUUGAAUUUCAUAAGUAAACAUCAGACAGACUGAGCCCUCGAUCUAACUUCUCUCCAAACUCCCCCACUUCUAAAUGAAAUCACUCAGAAUCUACCCAAAAAUUACAAUCUCCCAACACUCUUCCCUAUUUCUUCAGGACAUCUGUUUUUUCAUGCUUAAGGGAUUUGUCUCCAUCACUAGUGAGGCCACUCGAUUUUUAUCUCUCUGAUAUGGAAAUCCAAUGAAGAUUUUUUUGCUGUACUCUUUGGUAAAGAUUUUCUUAUGUCUUGUUAUUUCCAUGAACCUAAAUAAACGUCUUCCUACUGGCACUGAAAAUUGAA